Molecule: messenger RNA, 624 nt
Organism: Dermacentor silvarum
Lineage: Eukaryota; Metazoa; Arthropoda; Arachnida; Ixodida; Ixodidae
Product: zinc finger protein 764
Exons: 2
Coding region: 1-624 (207 amino acids)
Cellular component (GO): nucleus
Source: RefSeq, a predicted model, not a curated record
AUGCGCUACGUUAACUGUGCUCCAGAGCAGAGUCAGCAGAACCUGACGGCGUUCGUGCGCCAGGGAGCCGUGUACUACAGCACAUGCAAAGUGGUGAACGCCGCAGAGGAGCUGUUAGUGUGGUACGGGGCGAUGUCACCAGGCACGGGAGGAUACACGCGGGCUACCGGCCAUUCGUGUGCCACGUCUGCGAUAUGGGCUUCAACCGGCGAGGAUAUCUCAACAGCCACAUGGUGGUCCACACACACGGGGGAGAUGCCGUACGAGUUCCCAGACUGCGGCCAGUGCUUUACCCAGGCGUCCAGCAUGGCGACUCACCGUAGGCUGCAGCACUCGGCCCAAAGCACUCGACAUCACGUGUGCCCCGAGUGCGGAAAAGGGUUCACGAAGAGGUCUGAUCUCAACAGUCACCUGCUGAUCCACACGGGUGAGAAGCCGUACGCCUGCGCUGAGUGCAGGAUGAGGUUCACACAGCGCGGCACUGCCAAACGACACAAACAGGUCGUCCACGACCGCCAGUACCCGCUACACUGCCCGCACUGCGGCAAGGGGCGCAUCAACAUGGGAGACCUGAGAAGACACGUGCGCGCUCGUCACAACGACAAGGAGAAGGACGACGACUAG